CAGGAAGAGCGCACGCGCAGUAGCUGAACUGUCAUGAUGGGGAAGUGACUGUCAGUCGCAGAAGAGCCUGAUGAGACAUUUUCACAACUUUUUGUCUCAUUCCUAAAGUUCUGCGGUGCGAUAUUUGAGCUAGAGCAGACGGCGUGAACAUGUUUUCUCGAAAGAAGAAGGAGCCGACGAAUAAAACACCUUCAGCCUCCAAAAAGAGCAACUCUGCGCAAAACCCUUGGUUGUCCAUCCUUCAGGAAUACACUGCCAAUGACACUAUCGAUGGCCCCUGCACGCUGGCUCCUCCUGAUUCGGGCCCCUUAUCCUGCCCGGGAACACCGUCCUCCCACUCCAAGCUAGCAGUGUGCAGUUCACCUGUCGGCACGCAGAAGCGGCCCUCGGGUCUCAGCCGUCACGCCAGCGCCGCCGGCUUCGCCUUCCAGACGUCAGGGACCUGGGGCUUCCAUAAGGGCUACGUGCGGGCCGCUCUCACCUACGGACAUGCGGCGGAGUCUGCGGAAACAUCGGUCAUCGAGGUGGAGGACAUUCCCUCGCUGCUGCGAGACGUCGCCCGCUUCGCAGAGGCUGUGGAGAAACUAAAGGACAUGGUGCUGGGAGAAGUGAAAGAGGAGCCACGCUGCAGUCAGGCCGUUCACGAGUGUUUAGGGGAGGUUCUGCGUGUUUUGCGGCAGGUAAUCAGCACGUACCCUCUGCUGAACACUGUGGAGACGCUCACCGCAGCAGGGACUCUUAUCUCAAAAGUCAAAGGGUUCAGUUAUGAAGGCACCACUGACGCUCAGAAGAAAGACUUUGAGAAGGCCAUUGAAAACAUUGCUGUGGCGUUCAGCAGCAAUGUUUCAGAGUUGUUGAUGGGAGAGAUUGACAGCACUACUCUUCUGUCCCUGCCGCCGACAGAAAAGAGCAGGUCAAUGGAGGACCUGUACAGGGUGUCAUCAGGUCAGGGUCCCGAAGGAGGAAAAUACGACCACCAGGACUGCACAGUGAGUCCACAGGAAGUUGAUAUUCUCCUGCAGCGCAGUGAAGGCGGCGUGGACUCGGCUCUGAAUUAUGCCAAAUCUAUCGCCAAAUACAUGAAGGACAUCAUCAGCUACGUAGACAAGAGAAUCGCUCUCGAGAAUGAGUUUUCUAAAGGUCUUCAGAGACUCUACCAGUCCUGCAAACAAAACAUCAUUCAGGAACACAUGCCGUUGCUGUCUAUCUUCUCUCUGGCUCUCGAGCAGGACUCAGAGCAGAGCUGCGGUUUACAGCAGGCCACAAACAACAUCUACACACACUCAUUUCUACAGCCCAUGACGCAGCGCAGGCAGGAACAUGAGAAGAAGCGCAGAGACAUUAAAGAGCAGUGGCAGAGGGCCAAGAGAAAACUGGCCGAUGCCGAGAGUAACCUGCGUAAGGCACGUCACCUGUACGUGAGCCGCUGUGAGGAGUACGAGAGAGCUCGGACAGUGGCCAAUAAGGUGGAAGAGGAACACAGCGGAACAGGAAGUGGCUCAACCACUAAAGCUCUGGACAAGAAGAGGCGACUGGAAGAGGAAGCACGCAACAAGGCGGAGGAGGCCGAGGCGACGUAUCGCACCUGCAUCGCAGACGCCACGACACAGCAGCAGGAGCUGGAGGACAUGAAGGUGAACGUACUCAAACAGAUCCAGGAACUCAUCAGACAGACGGACCAGAUCUUGCGAGCGUGCACCAUCUCGUACUAUCAGACGAUGCAUGUGCAGACUGCAGCGCUGCCCGUGCAUUUCCAGACGCUCUGUGAGAGCUGCAAGCUGUACGAUCCGUGUCAGCAGUACGCCGCGCAUGUCAAAAACCUGCAGCUCCGCACUGAGCUGUCUGUACAGUACCAGUUUGAGCCGUACUCCGCGUCCAGCCACCAGCACGUUCGGACCCGUAACAACAGUCUCUGUAAUGACCAGCGGCAGAACAGCUCUGAAGCUUCACCCACUGCAGAGGAGGCGGGAUUCGGGGAAGGGACUGUGGUUAAACAAAGACGAGGUCAAGGUAGAGACCAUCAUCAAGCACAUAAGUCCUGGCCGUCCACCCUGAGUGACACUGACAGUGUUGGUCCGGGAAGUGGACUGGGCUCCCCGACCUCUAGCACAGGUGACAUCUCAAAACCUUCAAGGCCAGUUUCUGCAGCCACCUUGUCAUCCAAUGAAGAUUUAGAGGAGCGAGAUGGUGCCAUGACCCCGUUUGAACAAAGUAUAAAUGGGAUUGAACCAGAAAGCGUGGCGCCCACUGGACCUUUCAGAAACGUGGGAUUGUCCAAAGCUGCCAAAACCCAUCGGCUGCGCAAACUGCGCACGCCAUCAAAGUGCAGGGAAUGUGACAGCUACGUUUAUUUCCAGGGCGCAGAAUGUGAGGAGUGUUUUCUGGCGUGUCAUAAGAAGUGUCUGGAGUCUCUGGCCAUCCAGUGCGGCCAUAAGAAGCUCCAGGGCCGUCUGCAGCUCUUCGGCCGUGAUUUCUCUCAGGUCCUGCAGGGCGACGUGGAGGGCGUUCCCUUCAUCAUCAAGAAGUGCAUCACAGAGACCGAGAGGAGAGCGCUCAAGAUGAAGGGAAUCUAUCGUGUGAAUGGAGUGAAGACGCGUGUGGAGAAGUUGUGCCAGGCGUUUGAGAACGGUAAAGAGCUGGUGGAGCUUUCUCAGGCGUCUCCAUACGACAUCAGCAACGUGCUGAAGCUCUACCUCAGACAGCUCCCAGAGCCCAUCAUGCCCUUCCGUAUGUAUAACGAUCUGAUGGGACUGGCCAAGGAAAGCCUGAACUCGGAGGCCGGCGAGGGCGUGAAGAGCCCAGAGCUGGUGGAUCGUGGGUCAGAAACCGAACCUGAAGUGCUGGUCUUAGUGGAGAAACUCCGAGAGCUGCUCAAGCGUUUGCCGCCUGCUAACAUCGCCACGCUCAAGUACAUCAUUCGGCACCUGCGCAGAGUGUCUGAGUUGGAGCAAGAUAAUAAAAUGAGCGCCAGUAAUUUAGGCAUCGUGUUCGGCCCGACCCUGAUGAGACCCAAACCCACCGGAGCCACGGUGUCCCUGUCGUCUCUGGUGGAUUACCCUCAUCAGGCGCGCAUCGUAGAAGCUCUGAUCGUCUUCCAGCAGAACAUCUUCAUCUCAGUCAGCUCUCCAGGCCAGAGCCAGGACUGUGAGACUGGAACUCACGAAGAGCCAAACAGAGCAGAUCUGGAAUGUGGUCAUUCUGUGGGUUCCUCUGGUUCUCAAGAGCGGUCUCUGGACUCAGACUCUGAUGCGGAGGAUCUGGGCAGAGCAAGCAGACCGCAGCGCCCUCCUCUGGUGAGUCAGGAGAGUGAGACAAGCACAGAAGAAGACCAGACGAGUCCCCGAGUGAGUCUGGACCUGAGCGGACUGGUUCCAGAGACCAUCCCAGAGCAGACGGACGGUACAGACCCGCAGGAAACCAGCGCAGAGCAGGUCUCAGAUUAGUAAGACAGGCCAAAACACACUUCAACCAUUAGCGAUGUAAAACAGGAGAACAAGUGUUAAUUUUAUAUACAUUCAUUCCUAAAAGUCCGAUGAAUAACAUUAAGAAUAAGAAGGUUUUGACUGACAGGCGAACUCAUAUGACCUGUCAGUGACCUCUCAUGCCGUUUUUUUCUAGAACUGAGAUCAGUGUAGUUUCAUAUAUGUGACCCUGGAGCACAAAACCAGUCAUAAGGGUCCAUUUUUGG
Messenger RNA from Sinocyclocheilus grahami, 3688 nucleotides. RefSeq names its product Rho GTPase activating protein 45a (gene arhgap45a). The record is from RefSeq and is a predicted model, not a curated record. The transcript is spliced from 23 exons. Gene Ontology annotation, molecular function: GTPase activator activity. Gene Ontology annotation, biological process: signal transduction; activation of GTPase activity. Lineage: Eukaryota; Metazoa; Chordata; Actinopteri; Cypriniformes; Cyprinidae. Gene Ontology annotation, cellular component: membrane. Bases 150 to 3443 code for a protein of 1097 amino acids.